Molecule: messenger RNA, 3136 nt
Organism: Dioscorea cayenensis subsp. rotundata (Guinea yam)
Lineage: Eukaryota; Viridiplantae; Streptophyta; Magnoliopsida; Dioscoreales; Dioscoreaceae
Product: protein FAR1-RELATED SEQUENCE 6-like
Exons: 5
Coding region: 1482-2756 (424 amino acids)
Biological process (GO): regulation of DNA-templated transcription
Molecular function (GO): zinc ion binding
Source: RefSeq, a predicted model, not a curated record
CCCUAUCACUCUCUCACUCUCUCUCUCUCUCUCUCAGUUCCCCGGCAGCCACUCCCGCCGCUCACCCCUCCUCUCUCUACUGCCCCACCGGGCUCCGGCGCCGCUUCUUCUCUCUAGAAGCACGAGUGAUCGGCAACCACACGACGAAAGCUGUUUCCUCUCUCUCGUCUUCUCUCUACGGUGAUCGGCAGCCACACCGGUCUCCCCGCUCUCGGUUCCUUGUUCCAGUUUGCCACUCCCCUUUCCUCUCUCCUGCACCACACGACGGCAGCCGUUUCAUCUCUGCUGUGCCCCCGAUCACUGGCACUCGCUCCCCUCUCGGUUCCCAGAUCUGGUCCGCUACUCCCCUCUCUCAGUUCUGGUCCCCAGCGAUCUCGGCCACCGGUUCCUGCUAUGCCGUGCCCCUGAUCCUGGCAAUCGCUCCCCCCUCUCGGUUCCCAACGCCCAUCACUCCCCUCUCGAUCUGGUGCUAUUGAGACAUAUACCUAAAGCAAGAACAUGGAAGAAGUGGUACUUGGGUAUUCUGAGCAAGAAAAAGAUAAUGCUGAAGUUGGAUGUUCAAGUCAUGAAAUACAUGCCACAAAAAAACCGGUGGCUUUAAUUGAAAAUAUUGUGCCAGAGGCCGGUAUGGUGCUUGAUUCUGAAGAAGAAGUUUAUAAAUUGUAUGUCCAGUAUGCUCGGCAUGAAGGGUUUGGUAUCAACAAAAAAAGCACGAGACUAAGUGAUGAUGGAAAAUUGAAAUAUUACACACUAGCAUGUGCAAGAAGCGCCAAACGAUUAUCUACUUCAAAAAACUCCUUCAACCCAAGGCUAUCCACCAAAGUAAAUUGUCCAGCAAAUAUUAAUGUCAUUGUUGGCAAUGAUGGGCGAUUUACCAUUUCUAGUGUUAAUUUGGAGCAUAAUCAUGCACUUAGCCCACAAAAAGCUCGUUUCCAAAAGUGCAAUAAAAAAUUGAUGCAUAUGUGAAAAGAAGGCUUGAAUUAAAUGACCAAGCAGGGAUAAGUCUAAGCAAAAAUUUUCAUUCCCUAGCGGUUGAAAGUGGGGGUUACGAAAAUUUAACAUACACUGAGAAAGAUUGUAGAAAUUAUAUUGUGAAAGAAAGACAGUUAAGGCUUGGUGUUGGAGAUGCCGCGGCACUUGGAAAAUAUUUCUCUCGCAUGCAACAAAGAAACACAAAGUUUUUCCAUUUGAUUGACAUGAAUGAGGAAGGUCGUUUGAGAAAUGUCUUUUGGGCGGAUGCGAGGUCUAUAGUUGCUUACGAAGCUUUUGGUGAUGUAAUUUCCUUUGGCACAACAUACUUGAUGAAUAAGUAUGACAUGCCAUUUGCUCCGUUUGUCGGUGUAAAUCAUCAUGGACAGACGGUAUUGUUUGGGUGCGGUUUAUUAUCAAAGGAAAAUACAUAAACAUAUGUUUGGCUCUUUAAAACUUGGCUGGAGUGUAUGUCAGGCAAGGCUCCUAAAGCAAUUAUUACAGACUAGUGUAUGGCUAUUCAAGGUGCAGUUAGAUUGGUUUUUCUAAAUUCCCAUCACCGCCUUUACCUUUGGCAUAUCAUGAAGAAGGUUCCUGAGAAGCUUGGAGGUUUAAAUGAGUACAAAGCAAUCAAGAAGAUUUUGAAACGCAUCACGUAUGAAGUAGUGGAUAUUCAUGACUUUGAAGACACAUAUUUGAAGAUGAUGGCGGAGUUUAACAUUGACAAAAAUGAAUGGCUGAAUUCUCUAUUCAAAAUUCGUGAUCGUUGGGCUCCUAUAUAUGUUAAAGGCAUAUUUUGGGUUGGAAUGUCUGCCACUCAAAGAAGUGAAAGUGUAAAUGCAUUUUUUGAUGGUUAUGUUGGUCCAACGACUUCACUUAAGCAGUUUGUUGAGCAAUAUGAUAAUGCCUUAAAAAGCAAGAUUGAGAAGGAGAACAAAGCUGAUUUUGCUUCAUUUAACUCGUGCUUUCCAUUAAUCACUGAUUGCUAUUUUGAGAAGCAACUGCAAGAAGCAUACACAAAUGAAAUUUUUAAAUUGUUUCAAGAUGAGUUGCGAGGAAUGAUAUAUUGCAAUCUAACUCUUAAUGGUUCACAUGGGGCAGUCUGCUCAAUUCAGGUGUCUGACAUUGUGAAAGGGAAAGAAUGCGUGCUUAGAAAGCAAGUCGUAUACAAUGUUUAUUAUAACGAAGAAGAAUUUGACAUUAAAUGCUCUUGUCAGUUGUUCGAGUUCAAGGGGAUUAUAUGUAGGCUCAUUUGCAAGGUGUUUCUUGAGAAGAAUGUGAAAGACAUUCCUUCUAGGUAUAUUUUAUCACGGUGGAGGAAGAACAUCAAACGCAUGCACACAUAUGUACUAAAUUGUUAUGAUGACCCACAAACAAGUGAGGAGAAACAACGGUAUAAUAAAUUGUGCUCUCAUUUUACUAAAGCCGCAGAAUUUGGAGCAGAGUCAAAUGACAAAUACAUCUUCUUGAUGAAAUGUGUGGAUGAGGUAAUUGAGAAGUUGAUGGGCAACACAACUUGUAUGGAAAAGUUUACACCUAUGUCAUUGGAGGCGACUGAUGCACCACACCAAAAUUUUUUGACUCCUUUGAAGGUAAGGAGUAAGGGUCGUCCACCAUCAAAAAGGAAGAAAUCAAAAGUUGAAGAAAUAAUAAUUAGAAACAAGAAGAAGAAGGCACAAACAAAAGGACAUGUUGCACAAGAUGAUCAUUGCACACAAGAGAGCGUGGUGAAUUUAAAUUCUAUAUCGAUUAAUCUGGGUUUUACAAGCCAAUGCAAUGAUCCCUGAUUGAGGUUUUGGGAUUGACAAUGUGGAUGGAGAAACUCACAAGGUUUUGGGGUUCACAAGGUUUUGUAUUCUGAACAAUUUAAUGUUUGAAGGAUGAUGAGUGGAAGCAGGAAAUUUCAUGUUUGAAGGUCUUUUAUUUGGUUAUCAUGUUCUGUAUAUGUUUGAAGGAUGAAAACAAUUUUAUGUUUGUAGGCCAUUUUAUGAUAUUGAACUAUAAUUUGGAAGAAGGAAAUUUCAUGUUUGAAGGUCUUUUAGUUGGUUAUCAUGUUCUGUAUAUGUUUGAAGGAUGAAAACAAUUUUAUGUUUGUAGGCCAUUUUAUGAUAUUGAACUAUAAUUUGGAAGAAGGAAAUUUCAUGUUUGAAGGUCUUUUAGUUGGUUA